AGACGCGAGGAGAAAAUGUAUCUUCACAAUAAUACUCCUACCAUCUCUGGUCCCCACAAGCACGCGCGUAGCAGCACGCAGCGCUUCAGUGUCAGUUGUACGUUUGACAUCAAGUGGUGUGGUUGCACAAUGUGGAAGACUACAACUGUAAUCUUCGUUCUUGCCAUCGGAAUAGCUUUUUUGUUCCGCACCAGUCCCGUUAAAGAUGUACCGAACUUGCCUGAACCAUUCUGGGGACCAGAAAAGAAUAGAGGGGCAUCAAAGGAAAUACGACCUUUUCUUAUCAACGUGACAAGUCCGAUAAUCGAUGACCUGAAAGACCGGCUUGCAAAGAGAAGAGAAUUGGUGCCACCGUUGGAGAAUACUGCGUGGACUUACGGCACCAGUACGACGUAUCUUGAAAAUAUUCUCGAAUAUUGGCGUACGAAAUAUAACUGGUCUCAGCGACAAGCUCUACUUAACAAACAUCCACAAUACACGACUAAUAUACAAGGUCUGGAUAUACAUUUUUAUUAUGUGAAACCACAUGUACCAUCAGAUCGGAACGUGAAGGUUCUUCCAUUGCUGAUUUUACACGGAUGGCCAGGAUCCGUCGUGGAAUUUCAAAAAAUUAUUCCUAUGCUAACGACGCCACGUCCCGACAGAGACUUUGUGUUUGAGGUGAUCGCACCUUCGCUUCCAGGUUUUGCAUUCUCGCAAGCGCCUGUACGACCAGGAUUAGGCCCAGUACAGAUAUCCGUUAUAUUCAAAAACCUCAUGUUACGUCUUGGUUUUAACAAAUUUUAUGUACAAGGAGGAGACUGGGGCUCCGCUAUUGUCACGCAUUUAGCUAGUCUCUUCUCAGACAAUGUUCUUGGUCUUCAUAUGAAUUUGUGUGCAGAUUUAUCAAUAACAAACGUAUUUUGGAGAUUACUGGGUUCUAUUUUUCCAUGGUUCAUAGUGGAUAAUGAAUAUUACUCUAGAAUGUAUCCUUUGAGUUACCACCUAAGUCGAAACAUUGAGGAAUCGGGAUAUUUACACAUUCAGGCUACUAAACCAGACACUAUAGGUACGGCCGUGGCAGCCUCGCCAGUAGGAUUGGCAGCGUAUAUCUUGGAAAAGUUUAGUACGGGUACGAAUGCAGAGUACAGAUUCCGAACAGACGGUGGUUUGCUCGAGAAACACAGCAUAGACGAGCUCUUGGAUAAUAUCAUGCUCUACUGGAUUACCAAUUCUAUGACUACGAGUGCUCGAAUUUAUGCGGAAAAUUUUAAUAAGACCAACCGGGAAAGUGGACUUGAGAAUCUGCCCGUUAAUGUGCCAUCAGCGUGUGCAGCAUUUCCUCACGAGAUACUUUACCAUCCGGAAAAUUUACUUCAGAGCAGAUACACUAAUCUGAUACAAUAUAAUUAUUUACCGCGCGGAGGCCAUUUUGCUGCCAUGGAGGAACCAGCUCUGUUGGCGGACGAUAUCUUUGAAUUUGUAUCAAAGACUGAAGAUAUCAGAAAGAAAGCUGGCAACAAAGAUAUUCCAAAUGCAGGAAAGAAAAUAAAAGAGCCCACGAAAAUUUGAAAGAACGUUUGACUGUGUUAUAUCUCUUAUAUGUAUUACGAAAGUAAUAGGAUCCAAUGUAAAAUGUUGGAUUAAUGUGGAUUAAUUAGUAAAAUCGUUACUUGCAUCUUAUUGCAUUUUGGGCAUGUGAAAGUUUUAAAUAAAAUAUUUAAGUUUUUGCAAUGUUAUGUUAUUUCGUUUUUAAUGCUUGCUUUAACGCUAAAAUUGUUAUCCAAACUUUUAUUUGGAAUUAUUAAUAGUUUUUAAUAAACACAUGUUUUCCCAGC
Molecule: messenger RNA, 1817 nt
Organism: Ooceraea biroi (clonal raider ant)
Lineage: Eukaryota; Metazoa; Arthropoda; Insecta; Hymenoptera; Formicidae
Product: juvenile hormone epoxide hydrolase 1-like
Biological process (GO): epoxide metabolic process
Molecular function (GO): epoxide hydrolase activity
Source: RefSeq, a predicted model, not a curated record